GGAGGAACUGCCAGUCCACUGAGAAAGAGACCCUCAGAAAUAAACAGAGUCAAGCAAGAGAAAUAAACACACCAAUCAGAACAACAAGCCGAGAUGCAGCGAGAACGUUCACUCCACACCAGGAAGAUCUUAUAAGACCGUUCUUCAGAUUUGCUUAAAAUCACGUCUACAUAUUGCUGAAGAAAAUGUAAAGGGACCUUUCCGCUUCUUUUCAUGGGAAUCUGAGUUGCAAGUUUACUACGUGAACGAAAUAUAUCUAUAUAUAUCUAUAUAUAUAUAUAUAUAUAGAUAUAUCUAUAUAUAAGUGCUUAGCAGGAGAGGUUGUUUUGCAUCUAGCUGAUUCGCUUUGAACUUCACUUGAUGUGUUGCUUUUAACAUUCGGAAGGCGAUUCGAUUUUGCAAAACUGCUGAUCGAUAUUUUUGGUUAGAUUUUGAAGUUUAAGAGCGGCGUUUUAAGAUACUUACUGUAGUACACAAAUACCAAUUUGAUUAUUUACCGUGAAGAUCCAAAGCACAGCCCACUGCCCGAGGAAUCAUGUUGCUGGACGCUGGUCACCAGUUCUCCGGCUUAGGAGUUGGCACUUUUGCCAGACAUCACUCAGCAAGCGAAAUGCAAGACAGAGACAUGAGUUUAGCACAAAGUAGCUUUGUUGAUUCUCCGCACAUGGGGGCUUUUAAACUUAACCACGAUCUUUCUCCAGGACAGAGUUCGGCUUUCACUUCUCAGGGUCCGAGUUACCCCGCGGCGGCUUUGGGUGCUCAUGCAGCUCAUGUCACCUCGUACGCGAGUUCGCCUUUUAACUCUACCAGGGAGUUUCUCUUUCGCAGCCGCGGCUUCGGCGAGUCAUCCCCGGCGAGCAGCCAGCACUCAAUCUUCGGCACCACAGCUGGCUCUCUCCAUCACUCCCAUGCGGACACUCAAGGCCACAUAUUGUUUCCUGGGAUCCAUGAUCAACACGGGUCUCACGGCUCUCCAAAUGUCCUGAGCGGACAAAUGCGCCUAGGACUACCGGGGGAUGUUUUUGGACGCUCGGAUCAAUAUCACCAGGUUUCCAGUCCCAGGACCGAUCCCUAUUCUGCAGCCCAACUCCACAACCAGUACGGCUCUAUGAAUAUGAACAUGGGCAUGAAUAUGGCAGGUCAUCACCAUCACCCGGGUGCAUUUUUUAGGUACAUGAGACAGCAGUGUAUCAAGCAAGAGCUGAUUUGCAAGUGGAUCGACCCGGAACAGCUAAGCAACCCCAAGAAGAGUUGCAAUAAAACUUUCAGCACCAUGCACGAGCUCGUCACCCACGUUUCAGUGGAACAUGUUGGGGGACCCGAGCAGAGCAACCACAUAUGUUUUUGGGAAGAAUGUCCCAGAGAAAGCAAACCUUUCAAAGCUAAAUAUAAACUGGUCAACCACAUUCGUGUCCACACCGGGGAGAAGCCUUUCCCUUGUCCCUUCCCUGGAUGUGGCAAGGUUUUCGCCCGGUCGGAAAACUUGAAAAUACACAAACGAACCCAUACAGGUGAAAAACCAUUCCAGUGUGAAUUUGAAGGCUGUGACAGGCGCUUUGCAAACAGCAGUGACCGGAAGAAGCACAUGCAUGUCCAUACUUCAGAUAAACCGUAUCUCUGCAAAAUGUGUGACAAGUCCUACACUCACCCCAGCUCUCUGAGAAAACACAUGAAGGUUCAUGAAACGUCCACUCAAAGCUCCGACUCGUCUCCUGCAGCUAGUUCUGGAUACGAAUCAUCCACACCCCCAGGCCUGGUCUCCCCAUCCACUGAAACCCAAAGCAACACGAAUCUGUCGCCAGCAUCAGCAGCACACAGUAACAAUUGUCACAACAGGGUUUCUUCCAAUUUCAGUGAAUGGUACGUCUAAGGAUCAUCUUCACAACAGAGAACCAUUCGCCAGAACUCAAGAACAUAUAUAUAUAUUGAUCUGUAUAAAGAAGAAGAAAAUAAAUAUUGGACGCGUCAACACAAUGCAACAGAAAGAGCGACAGAAGAGUUGUAUUUAUGAAUUCAUAAAAAAAAAAAAAUCAACUGACGGGACUUUCUGAUACAGACUUUCUCUCUCCCGUAUGGUUAAUGAACUUUGUCAAUUUUGGUGUAUAGAUGUUCCUUCCACGGUAGCUAUUAUUUGUCAAACUGGACUUUUUAACCUAGUGCACAUAACUUAAAAUAAAAUGUUUCUUUUGUACUAUGAUGUUAAAUAUUGUGAUCCAAUGUUAAGGUAACUUAAUUGUAAACAAUACAACUAUAAACUGGACACUGUGCCAAAGUUAACAAUUUUGAGUCAGACACAAUAUUUGCUUGUGAAUGUAUAUUUUCGUUAGCUGGGUUUAACUAGUGAUGUUUUGUGCUUUGCAAGUUGGAUUUGUGAAAUACUAUUUGGAAGAUUGUGAGGAAAAUAAACGUCGUGUCGUUAAAUUUUCUGUACACCCUUCCUUUUGUAAAUAUCCAUUGCCAUAUUUAUCCAUUUGUAAUUAAAGUAUGGUAUUUACUUGAUACAGAUGAAACAAUAUUUAUAAAGAAUGUUUCCUAUAAAUAUGUACAAUUGUGGGCUAAACACGAACUGUUACUUUUUUUUUUUUUAAUUUUUUCAAGGUCCAAAACGUGUUUCUCCAUUUUUUGUGAUAAGUUCCAAGAGUUUUACUGCAUACAGAAAUAUAAUAAAAUGUGUUGCAAGUGUUUAA
This is a messenger RNA of Polyodon spathula (Mississippi paddlefish), 2687 nucleotides long. Its product is annotated as zinc finger protein ZIC 2-like. Gene Ontology annotation, molecular function: RNA polymerase II cis-regulatory region sequence-specific DNA binding; DNA-binding transcription factor activity, RNA polymerase II-specific. The transcript has 3 exons. Gene Ontology annotation, cellular component: nucleus. The record is from RefSeq and is a predicted model, not a curated record. Lineage: Eukaryota; Metazoa; Chordata; Actinopteri; Acipenseriformes; Polyodontidae. Bases 536 to 1870 code for a protein of 444 amino acids. Gene Ontology annotation, biological process: regulation of transcription by RNA polymerase II; central nervous system development.